GAUCGGUCUGCUGGUUUGCCUUCUAUUCCAUAAUAAAACUUUUGAUGAAGGAAUAUUUAUAAUUUGCUUUACAAUUUCGCGCGGGAAUCGAACCCGCGAAACCACUCUUUGUGUGAUCCACAGAUCGUUUUUCCGGGUCUGGGUGUCAUGUGUUUGUGAACUUUUAUGUUUGUAAACGCACUCGACACAGGAGAAAAUCCUAGUGUGGAGCAACGUUUUUUUUUUAAAGAAGAGGAUGAAGAAAAUUUCCAAAUCUGGAAUUGGAUAUGUUUGCCUCUAUAAGAUAAAAACGGCAUUAUUCACCAAUUUAUAAUUGAGGAUAAUAUAUUGUGGCAAGAUUAUCAUCAGAAAUAUUUGCUUCAAUACGGCGAAUUAAACUUCGUACUAUUAGCGAGAUAUCAAAGUGAUCGAUAGAUCUACUUGUCGAAUAUUUAUUGCGAUGUCAGUGUUUGUUACUGGACAGUGUCAGGUAUAACGUGCAAGUUGGUGUUGAUUCAUUUAUUGACAAAAUGGGGCAUCCUACAAAACCUUCGUUCUACGUAGGGUGUAUGAAUGCGAUGAGUACGUUUUCACAUGUACUUAUGGGCGCAGCUGCCAUACUUGCGUUUGCACUAGUAGAGGAAUCUAAUCCAUCAGUGUACAACGCUCACGUCUAUAUUACUGUCAUUGGGGUAACACUCCUAUGCAGUCAAGCGAUAUUGUCAGUUAACCCACAUGUGGGAUUCCAAGACAAUUUUAUGUACCCACAGAAAUCGAAACUUUAUUGGAUCAUACAGAUAAUUGGUUGUACCCUGACGUUAGUCGGAGCUUGGCUGGGGAUAGCCGCAAUGCCUGGUAGAAUCGCCCCGGGGUUAAUAUAUUAUCCUCAUGGAAUGGUUGGUUUCGUAGCUUCGAUAUUGACUGCUGUGACUCUAGUUGGUGCUAUUACAAACUUACUGUUAGAGGAAAAAUUAACAAGUUCUACGAAGAGUUUGUAUGUGAUUGUAGGAACUCUCACUAUAAUAAUGACCUAUGUAGCAAUGGUGUUACAGUUUGACAGAGCUGCUAGGAACGCAGUCAUUUAUCGUAGUGGUACUGUUGCAAUAACUGUCGGUUUGGUUUUUGCUAUCUUACCAUUUGUUGCGUUGGUAGUCAUGACUGGUGCCCGAGUGGUUGUGACUGGUAGUAUUAAGUCUUAA
Spodoptera littoralis (African cotton leafworm) is the source of this 1178-nucleotide messenger RNA. NCBI's taxonomy places the organism in Eukaryota, Metazoa, Arthropoda, Insecta, Lepidoptera, Noctuidae. The record is from the annotation of a GenBank genome assembly.